AGUGUGUGCGUCUGUAUGUGUGUGCGUGUGUGUCUGCUUGGGGCUGCUACUGCUGCUGUCGGAAUUGACAGCACUUGAUGCGAAGUGUUGUGACCAGGGUGACAGGUUAUUGCACUGUGUGCAAUACAAUAACAGAAUCGCUUUACACCGCGGAAUUUAUUCACCAACAACUCAGCAAUCAUGGGGAAAGUGGAAGGAGGAAUGAAAUGUGUGAAAUAUCUUUUGUUCGUCUUCAACUUCAUAUUCUGGCUGAUGGGCUCCCUGGUGCUGUCGGUCGGGCUGUGGCUGCGCUUCGACCCUGAGACGGUGUCCCUGCUCAACGGACAUGGGGCCCCGGAGACAUUCUUCAUCGGGGUGUACAUCCUGAUCGUGGCUGGCAGUCUGGUGAUGCUGGUGGGCUUCUUCGGUUGUUGCGGGGCCGUUCGGGAGUCUCAGUGUCUUCUGGGCUCAUUCUUCGCCUGCCUGUUGAUUAUAUUCGGGGCUGAAGUUGCAGCUGGAGUGUUUGGAUUCCUUAACAAAGACAAGAUCAUCGAAGACGUCCAGAACUUCUAUGCCAAAACGUACGAUGACAACAACAACAGCACACUAAUCUCCUCAUACCACAAAGUGCUGAACUGUUGUGGAACCAAAGCUGUGCCCUGCAGUGAUCCUCCGGGCGAGAGCAAGGACUGUGAGGUGGGCAUCGAAGAAUUCUUCAACAGCAAACUCUACAUCAUCGGCUACGUGGGCAUCGGCAUCGCUGGUGUCAUGAUCAUUGGGAUGAUAUUCAGCAUGGUGCUGUGCUGUGCCAUUCGUAACAGCAGAGAGGUCAUCUGAUCUGCGUUGGAGCCCUGGACGUCUCCCCCUGCUGUCCCUUCAGACCCUGUUGUGAAUUACUGCACGAUGAAGUGAACACCCAUCUAUAAAUCCUUUCAUAUGAUCCAGGGACAGCGGCCAUUAGACCACCCUUUACAAAUACUGGUGCUUUGAUCAAUAACCUACCCUCGAUCGUAAAGACAUGCCACAAUGUUUCUGAGUAACUCAAUUAACCCAAGUCAUUUUGUCAUGAAUUGUGUUGAAUCACAAUAUUUACACCCACUGUAACCACUUUGCCAAUACAGACCAUUUAAACAUUUUAUACAAAUUUGAGAAUAAUGACAUUUGGUGUACGUUGCUAGCUUCCUCCUUAAAAUUAUUGAAACGCUUACCCCAAUGAUAGCAAAAAGUUACAUUUGUAUUUGCAAUCCCCUUAUGAAAGGGACCCAAGAGUUGUUGCAGUGGUGUGCUAAGCAUGCAAGAACCCCCCCCCCCAACACAAUAUUAUGUAACUAAAGCCCUCGAAAAAUGACGCCAUUCCUGUAAUGGAGAAAUGCAGAUGCAUUUGCCUUCAACAAAUGUGCAAUGCAUGUUUAUGCCCCCCAGCAACACAGCAGGCAGUAUUUGUCUGUUCAUGUCAUUUUUGUCCUUUCCCGCUUCAUUGCAUCCCAUAAACAAAAUACAAGAUGGUGGUUCCAUCUGAACCAGGACACAGUUCAGGCCACCGAUAUCAGGGCACAUUUAUGUAAAUAUGGGUGAAUUGUGUGUGGUUUAAAACGAUCCAUUGAACAGUUUUUUAAUUUAAUAUUCUGUGUUCUUAGGUCCAAACUUGCAGUAGAUAGUAUAAGGAUGUUGACAUGGACGUUAUGUGUGCCUUUGUUUGACGACAAGCUAUCACUCACAAAAAGAACAUAGAUAGAAAAAAAACUAAACAAACAGAGAAAGUAAUCGUAGCUACUAAUGUACAUAUGUUUGUAGAGUUGGACUGCGCUUUUACCGACACACACACACCCAACAUGUAGCAGGGGGGAUCUAUUCCCCCAACGAUUUCCGUUUGUUUUGUUCUUGUCAUGGAGUUUGAUAUACACUCCGAUGGGUCUGACACCGGACCAUGAGAACAGAUCUAAUAAAUGUAGACGGAUCUGAGAAGUCUCUCUGUUUGGUACCAAGCGUGACCCGUCUUGUUUAUCCAUAAUAGUAACUUAUACGUUGUUAAUGUUAGGCGGCGUAUCUGGAAUCCUCGUCGCCGAUGAAUCUUGGUGUUACCUUGGUAUUUCAAUAUGAGGACACGAUGAGGUUACCAGUUAUAUCUGAAUACAGCCAUGUGUGCCAAUAGGCCAGCGAUCAGACAAGCAGUUGUAGUUAUCUGCUGGAAUCAGACACUGUAGAAUCCGUACUGGCUUAGGGAAGAAUUUAUUGAUUUAUGAUCUUUUAUCAUAUUUAACCGACCAAUCCGUCUAUCCAUAUUGUGUUCCUUCAAUGUAGGCCUAUAUGUUUCAACGUCAUGAAUGAAGUUGUUUUGUACCAUGCUCUUUGUGACUGAUAUUGUGUUGGAUUGUUUUUUUUUCUGCAUUACGUGCUUCUCAGGAAGAUUGCUGUUUGAUGCUUAAUAAAAAUAUUUUUCAAAAACAGGUCUUCUACCCUCCUCUGGUUUUCUUACCACCGGAUGGAAUUGUUUUACAUUGUUAUUUUCAGUUUUCAUGGCGUCUUAAAUCUUUUGUGGAUUUCUGUCAACAGCUCCUGCCUUUCUCUACGUGCAGUAUCACACAAAAAUACGUAGGCCUAAUGUCAGGUUGUCAUGGUUGUUGUA
Molecule: messenger RNA, 2605 nt
Organism: Gadus chalcogrammus (walleye pollock)
Lineage: Eukaryota; Metazoa; Chordata; Actinopteri; Gadiformes; Gadidae
Product: CD9 antigen-like
Exons: 8
Coding region: 181-816 (211 amino acids)
Cellular component (GO): membrane
Source: RefSeq, a predicted model, not a curated record